Molecule: messenger RNA, 778 nt
Organism: Symbiodinium sp. CCMP2456
Lineage: Eukaryota; Dinophyceae; Suessiales; Symbiodiniaceae
Source: the annotation of a GenBank genome assembly
GAUGGCCAUCAACGGCGCACGGGCUGUCAAGUGCAUGGUCACGGAGACGUCCGACCUGGAUGCCAACACCGGGAUCAGCUACCGGCACCUCUCCCUGUACGAGGUGAACAAGGAGCUACCGAAGGCUCCAGGUGGCAAGUGCGCCCUUCCGGAGGGUGCCUUCUGGCUGCUGCUGACAGGGGAAGUCCCCACAGCGCUGGAAGUUCAGGGCUUGACGGAAGAGUUGCACAAGCGCGCAACAAUCCCGCCGAAUGUGAUGGCAACGAUUGACUCGCUGCCCAUCGAGACGCACCCGAUGACGCAGCUUUCCGUCAGCAUGCUGGCAUUGCAGAAGGACUCCAAGUUUGCGCAGAAGUAUAACGCUGGCAUGAAGAAGGACGAGUACUGGCAGUAUGCGCUGGAGGACGCCUUGGACCUGAUCGCCAAGAUCCCGAUCGUGGCGGCGAAGAUCUACCGCCGCACGUUCAAGGACGGCGUCGUCCCGGAGUACAACCCCAAGCUGGACUGGUCCGUGGCUGGGCCGCGCCGUUACGCGAUACACAUCGCCCACCGUUUGCUGGAACGCGCUGAGCGUUGUGGGUCCACCCUGUAUGUUCAACUCCUUGACUGGUCGAAGGCCUUCGACGCGGUCCACCCGCAGGCUGUGGCUGUUGCCCUUCAGCAUCAUGGAGUAACCCCGGACUUCAUCCGCAUCGUGGAGGCCAGCUCGGGUAUCCGACAAGGCUGCCCCCUCUCGCCUUACUUCUUCUUAGUGGUCCACAGCAUGAUCAUGAUGUAG